Messenger RNA from Varanus komodoensis (Komodo dragon), 4970 nucleotides. RefSeq names its product inactive phospholipase C-like protein 2. The transcript is spliced from 6 exons. The record is from RefSeq and is a predicted model, not a curated record. Bases 1 to 3285 code for a protein of 1094 amino acids. NCBI's taxonomy places the organism in Eukaryota, Metazoa, Chordata, Lepidosauria, Squamata, Varanidae. Gene Ontology annotation, molecular function: phosphatidylinositol-4,5-bisphosphate phospholipase C activity. Gene Ontology annotation, biological process: intracellular signal transduction; lipid metabolic process.
AUGGCGGACGGGACCCCCGGUGUCCCCCCCUCGCGCUCCCCCCGGCCUGGGCCCCCCCGUGCUCCGCCGCCAGAGGAAGAAACCGCAGGAAGCUCCGGUGACCUUAGUCCGCUGCGCUCCGUUUCGGGCGGCUCCGCUUGCAGCAGCCGCGACAACUCAGCCGAGAGGGAGCCCCCCGGCCUUGCCAAGACCGCCCCCGCUGCUGGCAUCAUGAAGGAUGGGUCCCGCCAGCGCCCCAUGCACCAGCAGAAGAAAAAGACGGUCUCCUUCAGCACCAUGCCCAGCAGCCGCAAGCUCAGCAGUACGGCGGCCUGCAUCUCCUUCAUGCUGGAAGGCUGUGAGAUGAAGAAGGUGCGCUCCAACUCCCGCAUGUACUCCCGGUUCUUUGUGCUGGACCCGGACUUGCGCUUCAUGCACUGGGAGCCUUCCAAGAAGGACUCCGAAAAAGCCAAGAUUGAGAUCAAGUCAGUCCGGGAGGUGCGGGUUGGGAAGAAGACGCCCGUGCUGCGUUCCAAUGGCCUCUCUGACCAGUUCCCAGAUGAGUGUGCCUUCUCCAUCAUCUACGGAGAUAACUACGAGUCCUUGGACCUGGUGGCAAGCUCUGCCGAUGUGGUGAAUGCGUGGGUAAUGGGGCUGCGGUAUUUGGCCUCCUUUGGGAAGCACACUUUGGAAGAGGCUCCUGAGGCUGGCCGCCCCAACCCUCGCACCUCCUGGAUCUCCUCCGUCUUUCACCUGGCGGACCUGGAGAAGGGAGGCCGGAUCCCAGUUUCCCGGGCCGUGCAGCUCAUUCGGGCUCUCAACCCUGGGAUGAAGGCCUCAACGAUUGAACUGAAGUUCAAAGAGCUCCAGAAAGCCGCCAGUGAGCGUCCUGGGGAGGAGGUGAGCUGUGCGGUUUUUGUGGAGGCGUACUGUGAGUUGUGCACCCGGCCAGAGGUUUUUUUCCUCUUGGUGCAGUUUUCCAGCAAUAAGGAGUACAUGGGCCUGAAGGACCUGAUGAGCUUCUUAGAGGCAGAGCAGGGCAUGGAAGGGGUGACAGAAGAGAUGUGCCUGGAGAUUGUGAGCAAAUACGAGCCGUCCAAGGAAGGCCGGGAAAAGGGCUACUUGGCCGUCGAUGGCUUCACGCGCUACCUCCUUUCGCCUGACUGUGACAUAUUUGACCCACAGCACCGCAAGGUGUGCCAGGACAUGAGCCAGCCGCUGUCCCAUUACUUCAUUAGCUCCGCUCACGGGGCGUGCCUGGCCGAGGACAGCUGCUUCUGGGGGGGGUCCACCUCGGACAUCGGUGGCUACGUGGCAGCCCUCAAGGCGGGCUGCCGCAGCUUGGAACUCGUGGUGUGCGACGGCUCGUCGGGAGAGCCGGUGGUGGGUGCCGGGACCCGCCUGGCCUUUUCCCGGGUAGUGGCCGCCGUGGCAGAGCAUGCCUUCGAGGCCUCCAAGUUUCCUCUCAUCUUGUGCCUCUCGGUGCGCUGCUGUGUUGCCCAGCAGAGGCUCGUGGCUGAACACCUGAGGAAGAGCUUUGGGGACAAGCUCUACCUGUUGCCCCCAAACCCAAACGAGGCCUAUCUCCCCUCUCCAGAACGGCUCAAGGAACGCAUCCUUAUCAAAAGCCGGAAGCUGCUCCCCAGCUGCCAGUCGAGCGAGGGGGAUGUAUCCGAUGAUGAGGAGAACUUGGAGCUAGGCCUGCUCCUCAGUGAGGAGGGCCGGGAGCAGCCCCGAUGCCGGCGGGUCUUGUGCCGCGAACUCUCAGACCUGGUGAGCCUGUGCCAGACGGUGUCUUUCCAGGGCUUUGAGGCCUCGCGGCGGAGCCAGUGCUACUGGGAGGUUUGCUCCUUCAGUGAGGUCGAGGCCGGGCGCUACGCCAACGAGGAGCCAGAGGACUUUGUGGCCUACAACAAGCGCUUCCUAUCUCGGGUGUACCCGAGCCCCAUGCGCAUCGAUGCCAGCAACAUGAACCCCCAGGAUUUUUGGAAAUGUGGCUGCCAGAUGGUGGCCAUGAACUACCAGACUCCUGGCCUCAUGAUGGACUUGAAUGCCGGCUGGUUCCGCCAGAAUGGGGGCUGCGGCUACGUCCUCCGGCCGGCCAUCAUGCGGGAGGAGGUCUCCUACUUCAGCGCAAACACCAGGGACACCUUGCCCGGCAUUUCAGCCCAGCUGCUGCACCUCAAGGUCAUCAGUGGCCAGAAUCUGCCCAAACCCAAGGGUUCCGGGGCCAAGGGCGACGUGGUGGAGCCGUACGUCUGUGCCGAGAUGCACGGCAUCCCUGCCGACUGUGCCGAAAAGCGCACCAAGACUGUGCUGCAGAGUGGGGACAAUCCCGUCUUCGAGGAGACCCUGGAGUUCCAGGUCAACCUCCCUGAGUUGGCCAUUCUUCGCUUCAUGGUGCUUGAUGACGAUUACAUUGGGGACGAGUUCAUUGCACAGUACACGAUCCCCUUCGAGUGCCUCCAGAUGGGCUACCGCCACGUGCCCCUCCAGUCCCUGGCGGGUGAGCCCCUCCCCAAUGCUACCCUGUUCGUGCAUGUGGCCAUCACCAACCGGCGGGGCGGAGGCAAAGCGCACCGGCGGGGGCUCUCUGGGCGCAAGGGACGGCGCAUGCGGGAGUACACGUCCACCAAGACCACUGGAAUCAAGGCUAUUGACGAGGUGUUCCGCACGGCCACGCAGCCACUGCGGGAGGCCACAGACCUGCGGGAGAAUAUGCAGAAUGCCCUGGUCUCCUUCAAGGAACUGUGUGGCCUAACGCCAGCAGCCAACAUCAAGCAGUGCAUCUUAAAGCUGGCCACGUGGCUGCAGCCCAGCGAGAAGGAUUGCUCCCCUGCGGUCACCCUCAACCUGGGCGAGGAGUAUCCCUCCAUGGAGGCCCAGGGGCCUGUCCCGGAGCUCCUGAGGAAAGUGCUCGUGGCCUACGACUCUAUGAUCCAGACAAGCCGGACACUAAUCGAGUCAGCCGACGCUGUUCACACCAAAAUUAUUCAGGUGCAACAAGCAGGAAUGGGUUUUCACAAGGAGCUGCAUCGCUUGGAGGCGAAAGAAGGUCUGAAAGGACGGAAGUUGCAGAAAGCUCUAGAGAGUUUUGCUUGGAACAUCACUGUCCUCAAGGGCCAGGCUGACCUGCUCAAGCACUCUAAGGCUGAAGCGCUCGACACUCUGUGGCAGAUCCACAAUGCUGCCCAGUCAUGUGGUAUUGGGCGGAACGGAGCCGCCUCUCCUGACCUCUUCCGUGGCCGAAGUGUUCUUGACCCCAUCCCAGAAACGGAGGGAGCCAGCGACACGGGCUUCUGCUGACUGGGGAUGGACGAGACCGAGGAAGUGGGGCACUUGUGGACACAGUGGGUGCCAUGCAGAGACUUUGGCAUAUGGCAGCUUGUCUGCUUGUUUUUUUAAAGAGACACAGCGCAUAGCAUUGGCUCUGGCCUGGGAAUGGAACAAGAGAAGACCAGUCCAUUUCUGUGUGUGUGUGUGUGUGUGGCAACCAGGGACUCCCUUACCACAGGGCAAAGGAAUAAUUCCAAAUAGCAGAUUUGGGAUGGCAGUAGCAGAUGGAAUUUACUCUGUGGUAUAUGACCCAUGGGAAAAAAGAACAAAACUAAACUCAUGCACAAAGCCCAGUGAAACAAAUAGAGUCUGGAACCUUCUUUUGGUGUUCCCCCUUCAUUCCAGUGAGGCUCUGGUGAAAUAAAGGCGGCUAGCUGUAGCCAGGACAAGCAAGCCACCUUAAUCCAUGGACCAGCAGGCAGUCCUGACCAGGAAAUAUCUUUUGGAGUCAAGGAGGACUCGGCUGACCCAUUCUGGCCUUCAGGUACAUGAGAUAUCCUUAGCUGAGCUCUUGCACUUCCUCCUUCCUAACCAGAACAGAAGAAGUCACAAAAGCUGGCUCCAUGCCUGCCAUUUCCCAGGGUUCCAGGGUCUAGAUCUACUGCAGAUCCUGGUGGAACCUCGGGUGGCUUAUACCCCUCAGUAAUGGCAGGGACAAAAGAUCUGGCCUUGAGAGCAGUCUCCCCGUCUCCCCACCCUAAAACACAAUCCACUAGAACAGAGGGAGCACCAAACUGGACCGGCUGAUGCAGUAUCUCCAGCAGAGGGCAGUGUGAUUAUGAGUGCAAAGCAAGGCUGGGAAAUCUACGGCAUGCAGAGCGUGUGGGAACCCAUGGGUGAGAACCGCUGGGUUAAACGAAGGAGUUCUGUGUUUCUCAGUCAGCCUUGCCAACGCUUCCAUCACCAUCAUCUCAAGCUAUGAGCUGCAGUGAACUGGGGUAGCUCUCAAAUUUUCCUAGCUUGAGUUCAGUUGUAAUAAUGCACAUUUCAAAUUCUCAUGAUUGGAAUGUUUUACAGCAUUCUCAAUUGUGGAUUAAUACUGGAUUUGCAAUCCUAUGCAUGUUUAGACUGAAAAAAAGUCAUGCCAUUCCUAGCAUGACCCAGCCAGCAAAGUUGGGCAUGUUGGAAGUUGUAGGAUUUUCUCUUCUGCCUAAACAUGGCCAGCAGUGUCAUUCCCAUCCCCACCCUUUCAAAAAUAGGCCAUUAAAUUUUGGAUCUGCCAAGUUAAUACUCUUAAGACGUAUUAUGGUCAAAGACCGCCAUAAAUAAUUAGAAUUAAACCAACAGUUUCAAGCAAUAAAUCAACAUCCUGCUCUUACUGCACUCAGUACUCCUUUGCAGAAUCCUUAACUUGAUCCUUAAGUAUUAAACAAUGACAUAUUUAACAUUAUUUAUUACCUUGAAACUGCACCCACAGCCCUAAAGAAUUAGCUGAUCAGUCAUCCCAGCGAAUCAAAAUUUUGGAGGUGGGAUGGUGAAGAACCUUUGAAAAGUCAAAUAUACAUUUGGCCAAGCUUUGAAUUUGCACAAACUGUAUGUGGAUUACCUCCAUUGAUCUCCUUACCUCGCUUGUUUUGGGGUGUUUGGGAGGGAGACUUGUUUUGGAAUGGAAAGGACCGAGUUUGGUUGACAAUAAAAGCUGAGCUUCUCUUUCA